AUGAUAUUUAGCAUUGCUACUAAGACUGGAUCAAGAUUAUUUUCUAAAUAUGAUUUACCAAAUUCAUCAAUGAAUAAAGAACGUUUAUCAUUCAGUGCAGCUGUAUUAAUGUCACUUGUUGGUCUUGGUCUAUCAGUCUUCAGUACAAAUAAAUUAUUUCUUGCUUCUUCAUCUACACGAUCUAUGUUAACCAAAUCCCAAUAA
Messenger RNA from Adineta steineri, 204 nucleotides. Lineage: Eukaryota; Metazoa; Rotifera; Eurotatoria; Adinetida; Adinetidae. The record is from the annotation of a GenBank genome assembly.